This is a messenger RNA of Trichoderma reesei QM6a, 1944 nucleotides long. RefSeq lists its product as uncharacterized. Lineage: Eukaryota; Fungi; Ascomycota; Sordariomycetes; Hypocreales; Hypocreaceae. The record is from RefSeq and is a predicted model, not a curated record. Bases 1 to 1944 code for a protein of 647 amino acids. The transcript has 3 exons.
AUGAAAAUGCUGUCGCCCGGAUUUCCGAUGCGGCGGUCGUCCGGCCUUGUGCGGUACGGCGUCUUGGCGGCCAUCCUGCUGCUGGCCCUGUACACCUUCACCCGCAGCUCGUCCGAUAUCUCGCGCCUACCACAGCCGUUCCCAGCAGACAAUUCGCUGCCGGAGCACCAAACGACAGAUCCGAACCCCAAUGCCAACAGUGGCCCUGCCAUCCCGCCGGGAGGCGCAAAGGCUCCUCCUCCCACCAGCAGCGACCACCCCAUUGACAAGCUGGUGUACGACGCCCAGAUGACGUUUGCCGAGCUCACCUCGAAGCAGUCCAACACCGUGGAAGAGGCUGCCCAGGCCUAUCGCAAGCGCCGCGGCCGCCACCCUCCGCCCGGCUUCGACAAGUGGUUCGAGUUUGCCCGCUCCAAGAACGCAAUCAUCGUCGAGGAUUUCUUCGACCGCAUCUACCAGGACCUGCAGCCCUUCUGGGGCGUUGACCCGGCCGUCAUUCGCAAGGAAUCGUGGGACUAUGAGAUGACAAUCAACAUCCGCGACGGUAAUGCCACUGCGCGAAGCGACUUCUUCUGGACCAAGAUUUGGCUCAAGAUGAUCAAGACCAUCGACCACCUGUUGCCGGAUAUGGACAUUGCACUCAACGCCAUGGACGAGCCCAGGCUGGUUGUUCCCUGGGAGGAGAUGGCCGAGUACAUGAAGAAUGCGUCCAAGACGGUCAAGAUUCCCAAGGCCAAGGACACCAUCCGCGAGUUCCAGAAGCUGCCUCGUCCGGGUACCGGGGAUGUCGAGAUCAAGACGCGCGCCAAGAACUGGGAAAAGACAAAGCCGUACUGGGCCAUCGCUCGACGCGGCUGUGCCCCCGACAGCCUCGCCCGAUCGGUAGGACUCGUGCAAACCGCAAACCGGACGCCCGACAUCAACUUGACAUACGCCGAACCCCACAUGUACAAGGGCUACGUCUCCAACUUUUCGCUCUCCACCGAGAUCUGCCACCAGCCGGACUUGCAGGCCUUGGAGGGCAUCUUCAUCGAGCCGCUGUCUACUUCUGCCUCCAAGGUCCUCUUCCCCAUGUUUGGAGGCUCCAAACUGGGAGUCAACAACGAGAUCUUGCUGCCUGCACCCAUGUACUGGAACGAGGAGGAGCGCUUCACGGGCGGCGACAACCAUGGCAUCCCCUGGGCCGAAAAGCACAACAAGGCCAUCUGGCGCGGUGUCGCAACGGGAGGCCAGAACACCGCGAGCAACUGGCGUGGAUUCCAGCGCCACCGAUUCGUCGCCAUGAGCAAUGGCACGACCGUCGCGCGAGUGGAAAAAGGAGAGAAGCCGGAGAACUUUGCGCUGCCACCAAGCGAGGAAUACAACAUCCAAGCUCAAAAGGACGGCAAGCUCGGCGAGUGGAUCAACUCGUGGGCCAACAUCAGCUUCACGGAUCUCAGCUGCACGCCUCCGCAAAACGGAAAGUGCAACUACACAGGCCACUACUUCAAGCCGACUAAGGGAAUGAAGAUGGCGGAGCAGUUCGAUAACAAGUUCAUUCCGGACAUUGACGGAAAUUCCUUUUCUGGGCGCUACCUCGGUUUCUUGCGGUCCACCUCGCUGCCCAUCAAGGCCACCAUCUGGCAUGAGUGGCACGAUAGCCGCCUGGUUGCGUGGAAGCACUUUGUCCCCAUGGACAGCCGCUUCCUCGACUACUACGGCAUCAUGGAGUACUUCCUCGGGUACGAGGGGCGCAACGGCCACGACCGUGUUGCGGAGAAGAUUGCUACCGAGGGCAAGGAAUGGGCCGAGAAGGUCUUACGCAAAGAGGACAUGCAGAUCUAUGUGCUGAGGCUCCUGUUUGAGUAUGCUCGACUACUCGACGACAAGAGAGAAAGCCUUGGCUGGGUAGACGACGUGCUGAAAGAUCCGUCACUGGAGAAGACGUGGAAAUGGUGGUGGUAA